AUGGCCCAAGAGGGGUCUAGCUACUAUGAUUCGCCUUACAUGGUAGAGUUCUACAAUCUCAAGUGGGGCAAACCCAGCAUGCCAGACAUGGAUAUAUACUGGAAAAUAUUCACCGAUGCAGUCACCCAACACAGAGAAGCGGCGCCAGACAAACCCUUCACAGUUCUCGACGUCGGAACUGGUGCCGGCCGUGUACCACUCGGUCUGUUACAGCGUGCCGUAGCCGCCUCAUUCGAUACUCGUAACAUUCAAAUGAUUGGACUAGACAACGCGCAGCACAUGCUGGAUUUAGCGGCUAAGCUAGAAUCAAAGACAGACAACAAUACUCCCCCUGUUACUUGGGUUUUAGGCAACGCUCUCGCACUCGAUGAGCUUCCCACCCUCUUGCCGCUAUCUGACAAGCAUAUAACCAUCGAUCUCCUUGUCUUCGCAUUUAAUAGCGUGUGCCAUAUGGAGCGGGAUGGAGAGCUCGCGCAGUUUUUCCUGCAGGUCAGUAAAGUGCUCACACCAGGCACGGGACGGGCCUGCAUAGGUCUUGCCGAUUGGUUCCUGCUCAAUCCAGAAGAGGAUAUGAAGGUUCGAGCUGAGAGCGAGGAACUGCCACCGCCAGAGGACGUCCAGAGUGUCGACUUUCCGGGAAUUCGGUACCACACUACCAUGAACCGGAUGGAUUGCCAGGGCAAACUGUGCGUCUGUGGGGAGGAUGUACAGGUCUUCAAGCAGCUGGAUGAUGGCAAAGACAAGGAAAUUGAAAUCCAUCGGGUCAGGCACUCACUGCGCUGGUUUACAAAGCCUGAGUUCUCGACCGCAAUUGAAGCCGCAGGGUUACGAAUCGUGGAAGUGAGCAAAGUGGAUGAAAGUGAAGAGACCGCCGGUUACGACGAUAAUAUUUACAUCUUGCAGCGGGCGUAA
This is a messenger RNA of Trichophyton rubrum CBS 118892, 912 nucleotides long. RefSeq lists its product as uncharacterized. Lineage: Eukaryota; Fungi; Ascomycota; Eurotiomycetes; Onygenales; Arthrodermataceae. The coding region runs from base 1 to 912 and encodes 303 amino acids. The transcript has a single exon. The record is from RefSeq and is a predicted model, not a curated record.